Messenger RNA from Durusdinium trenchii, 1161 nucleotides. The record is from the annotation of a GenBank genome assembly. Lineage: Eukaryota; Dinophyceae; Suessiales; Symbiodiniaceae.
AUGGAUCGCCAGCUGUCGGCGGUGCUGGACUUGAUGCUUCCGGGCUCAGGCAAACAGCUCAGUCGGGAGAACGAGCUUCUGGUGGCCGUGCAGCGGGUGCUUUUCGCAUCCACACAGGCGCUCCAAGCGUGGAAAGCGCGGAGCUCGGCGUCGUUGAAGUUCGACGCCACGCCGUUGAUCCUGAUCACGGGCUUCACCUCCGAGAACAAGGACCGUCGCCCGGGCUUCUUCGAAGCCCUGGUGAGCUGGGCCGCCUAUGUCACCGAAGCCAAAUUGGCUCGAGUGGUCUUCGUGGCGGACUCGUCCUUUGGAGAGCCUUCCAUCUUAGCACAUCUGAAGGAUCGGCCCGAACGACUUUCCGUGUUCGAGGUGCAGGACAUCCGCGCGAGCUCGGUGCGGCGGAUCUUGCAGCAUCACCUGGACGACACGGCCCUGUCGGAUCAGCAGCUGAAGGCCAUCGGCGGACGCUACAUGGACAUCUCAGCCAUGUUGGGUCACAUGCGCCAUGGGGUGGCGCCCAAUGAGGCCGUCCGCUGGCUGCUGGAAACGGCAGAGGUGACCGUAAGGCGCUUGCUGUUGACGGGGCAGCCCAAUGCCCGCUGGACACGGCCGCAGCUUUGGAGGGCCAUCCGGCUCUUAGAGUCCUCAGGGAAGGUGCCCUACGACGUGGUCCUCUGGGGCGUCUUCCGCGGCGACGAGGCGGCCUUGCGCUCCAUGAAGGAGUCCAACUUGAUCGCGGUGAACCCGCGGAAGUCCGAGAGCGAAUCGGCGCUCCGCUACGACGUGGAGGCCGGGAGUCCCUUGUACGCGGAGGUCUUCCGGCGCCUGGUGCAGAACGAAGGCUUGGGCGCCGUGCUGGACCUGGAAGUGGCGAAAGAGGACGUGGCACGAGAGCAGAAGACGGUGGACCUCUACGAGGCGGAGCUGGUGCGGCUGGAAGAGAUCCUCGACGCCCGAAGGGACUGGUGGUUCAGCUCCAGGCGUCUGGAUGCCCAGCUGGAAAGUCGAGUGGAGCAACUGGUGGACCUCAUCAUGGAGCAACACAAGAAGUUAGAGAAGUACCACAAAGCUCGGAGGAAGGCCAUGAACACCCUGGCGAAGCACGCCGAUAGCUUUCAGGAGGACGUGCGACGUGUGAAAGAGAAGGUCCUCGCUGGCUGA